This is a messenger RNA of Cimex lectularius (bed bug), 1255 nucleotides long. Its product is annotated as estrogen sulfotransferase-like. The transcript has 8 exons. Lineage: Eukaryota; Metazoa; Arthropoda; Insecta; Hemiptera; Cimicidae. Gene Ontology annotation, molecular function: sulfotransferase activity. Bases 106 to 1143 code for a protein of 345 amino acids. Gene Ontology annotation, biological process: sulfation. Gene Ontology annotation, cellular component: cytoplasm. The record is from RefSeq and is a predicted model, not a curated record.
CUCCUACUUUUGUAAAGACUUCAAUUCAUAAUGAAAGAAGUCCGCCAGUCAGUCUGAACUAUUUACCAUUUGGACUCGGAGGCGUUGGGGCAAUAUUGAUUAACGAUGGCGUACCCUGAGGUGAUCAGCGUGGAAAACUCCGUGAGGGAGGAGCUGCUGGCGGAUCACCAGGGCGAGAAGACCGACUGGGUUCAGGUCGGCCCGAAGAAAUACUUGCUGCCAAGUAAAUGCAAAACGGAGAUGAAGAUUUUCCUGGACAUAAAGACCAGACCCGACGACGUAUGGAUAUCCACCUUUCCUAGAACAGGCAGAAAUUCUUCGACAGGGACGACCGUAACUCAAGAAAUGGUGUGGCUAUUGAUGAACAAUUGUGACUUCGAAAAGGCGAAAGGGCUCAAUUUAUUCGUGAGAUCACCAUUUUUGGAAUUAGACUUGUUUUUCCAUGAAGAGACAAAAAAUAAACUUUUGGAAGAGAACGCCGAUAACGAGGAAAACAGGAUCAUCAUCGAGAACAUGUCGAAACCGGUGUUUGAAACUAUCGACGAUAUGGAUUCACCUCGCGUCAUCAAAACACACUUCCCUCCAAGCCUCCUUCCACUCGAUUUAGAGGAAACUGGAGCCAAAGUCAUAUAUCUUGCAAGGAAUCCCAUGGAUGUCGUACUGUCAUUCUACCAUUUGACAAGACUCUGGCGAACUUCAGAUUACGUAAAUACGUUUCAACAGUUCUGCCGACAGUUUAAAGAAGGAUUAGUACCUUGGGCACCAUUCUGGGAACAUGUCCAGGAAGGAUGGGAAAGGAGGAACAAUAGGAACUACAUAUUUAUUUUCUAUGAAGAUAUGGUCAAGGACAUGACAGCGACCAUAAGAAAGUUGAUGGAGUUCCUUGAAGUUGAGUACGAUGAAGAAACGAUUGCUAAGCUUGCUGACCAUCUCAAUAUCAAUAAUUUCAAAAUGAAUCCAUCGGUUAACUUUGAGUCACUAAGGAAUGUCGGUAUAUUCAGCAAAGACGAGCAAUCAUUUAUCCGACAAGGCAACGAGAGAGGAAAUAAAAAUGAGUUUACAGAAGAAAUGAAGGAGUCCUUUAGACAGUGGAUAAAUGAAAACUAUGAAAACACAGAUCUGAGAUUUCCUUCAAAGCAUUGACAAAUCAAUUACACUAAGUAUAAAAUAUACCAAAAAUAUCUCUGUUUAUAAAAGAAAAUAUCACUAGAAGAUUAUAAUGUAGGUUAUCUUAAACAUUAAAAACUAUUUUAAA